This is a messenger RNA of Mugil cephalus (flathead mullet), 7863 nucleotides long. RefSeq names its product endophilin-A1-like. The transcript has 9 exons. Gene Ontology annotation, molecular function: protein binding. Gene Ontology annotation, cellular component: cytoplasm; presynapse; glutamatergic synapse. The record is from RefSeq and is a predicted model, not a curated record. Gene Ontology annotation, biological process: synaptic vesicle uncoating. The coding region runs from base 225 to 1280 and encodes 351 amino acids. NCBI's taxonomy places the organism in Eukaryota, Metazoa, Chordata, Actinopteri, Mugiliformes, Mugilidae.
AGCUGGGUUUGGUCUGAAACCAUCGGCUCCUUCUUCCUCCACCGAUUUCACUAAAAAUAAACGGAACGUGCUGACGCCAAAGGAUUUACCGCCGUGUUUUCAGGGUGAUCGAACUCGGACCUCCAUUUAAAUUAUUUUGAAUCCAUUAGUAUUGUUAUUAUUAUUAUUUUCUAUUAUUAUUAUCGUUAUUUCCCACCUCCCUCCCUCCCUCCGCCACCGAAGUGAUGUCUGUCGCGGGGCUGAAGAAGCAGUUCCAUAAAGCCACUCAGAAAGUCAGUGAGAAGGUCGGAGGAGCAGAAGGAACCAAGCUCGACGAUGACUUCAAAGAAAUGGAGAAGAAGGUGGACGUCACCAGCAGAGCGGUGCUGGACAUCAUGACCAAAACUACAGAGUACCUACAGCCUAACCCAGCAUCCAGAGCCAAGCUGAGUAUGAUCAACACCAUGUCAAAGAUCCGGGGCCAGGAAAAGGGGCCCGGCUACCCGCAGGCCGAGUCCGUCCUGGGAGACGCCAUGUUGAAGUUUGGACGGGAGCUGGGAGAGGAGUCCUGCUUCGGCUUGGCCCUCAUGGAUGCUGGCGAGGCUAUGAAGGAGCUCGGAGAAGUAAAGGACGCUCUGGACAUGGAAGUCAAACAGAACUUUAUUGACCCUCUGCAGAACCUCCACGACAAAGACCUCAAAGAGAUACAGCAUCAUUUGAAGAAGAUGGAGGGCCGUCGCCUGGACUUCGACUACAAGAAGAAGAGAAUGGGCAAAGUCCAAGACGAUGAAAUCAAACAGGCGCUGGAGAAGUUCGACGAGAGCAAAGAGAUCGCAGAGCAGAGCAUGUUUAACCUGCUGGAGAGCGACAUAGAACAGGUGAGCCAGCUGGCAGCGUUGGUCCAAGCUCAGUUGGAAUACCACAGCCGUGCAGCCGAAAUCCUCCAACAGCUCUCCAGUAAAAUGGAGGAUAGAAUAAAAGAAGUGUCCAGUAAACCGAGGAAGGAGUACACUCCCAAACCCAGAAUGACCCUGGAGCUGCUGCCCCCCAGCGAGAGCCACAAUGGUGGGAUACACUCGGCCAAAUCUCCCGGACGAUCACCAGCCCCCAUGGACCAGCCGUGCUGCCGAGCGCUCUACGACUUCGAGCCGGAGAACGAAGGCGAGCUGGGCUUCAAGGAGGGCGACGUCAUCACCCUGACCAAUCAGAUCGACGACAACUGGUACGAGGGCAUGAUCAACGGCCAUUCGGGCUUUUUCCCCAUCAACUACGUGGAUAUCCUGGUGCCGCUUCCCCAUUAGGUCCGACCAAAAUGACCUGACCCUUCCCCUCGACCAAUCCAGACACCCUGAAAACAGCCUGUAUUUGCAUAAACAACAAACCACGCCCUCCUUCUACUUCUUCUUCUUCUUCUUCUUCUUCUUCUUCUGUGCUUCUGUGCGAUUCUGCUUUCACAAAACGGUCAUUCGAGAGGAGACGGCGUGGACGAGUCGAGGCGGUUGAUGAGGUUGAUGAUUAGGUGAGAAGAAGAGAGGAGGAUUAUACUGUGACAUGCAGAAGAGAAGGACUGAAUGAGCUGAGAAGACGGAGAGGUGGCGAUCUUUUGCAGCGCAGUGCUCGUCCAGACAACCCUGGACAUCUACGAGGCUUUGGAGACUUGAAUAAAAUAGGCACGGUGUAUAUGUACGAGCAUGUAUAUGUCUAUGUAUAUGUGCGUUUUGACCUGUACGUACUCUACUAUGAUCAAGCCAGCACAAAUUCCUGCUCGUCAGUUAAACUGCCUGACAGCUUUUCUGUGACACCGUCUUCUUCCUCUGCCCUUGUUUUUCUUGCUCUCGAGGUAAUUCCGUCUUUUCUACCUUGACUCGUCCUCUUGUGCUUUUCUUCAGCCCCAGAUUUAUCAGCAGCUGUCACAGUCUUCCCCUUACUUUUCCUUUUUUCUUACCGUCUUUCCUUCUUCCUGUCUUGGCUAGCACUGCCUUUUAGCAUGGCUCCAUGCUCUAACCUAGAGCCGCAGCAGGUCGACAGAGUACGGUUCAGUAUAUCUCGUACUCUUUUCCAGCUCUUCUUGCAACGUUCUUUGCCUUUCUCUGCGCAGGGUUUCCGUUCAGCUGGCUGUAUGCAUGAACUAGCCACACAAAAAAUUUCAGCGAUAAGACACCAGUGAAAUUCAAGUUGGGAUAAAGCAAGUAUCUGCAAUAAAUCAGCUAUUCCAGGACAAUAGAAAAGACAACUGUUAGUCGCAGGUUUUGUCUUUGAAAUGGUAUUUUUUUAGGAAAGUUUUAGAGGCGUGUCGGUUUAAAACACCAAAAUAAAGGAAAAGUAAAGGAAAACUUGUUUUAUCAGCAGAUAUAAACUUCCAUAACCAGCACAGGUCAGUUGUACUGAACAUAACUUUUCACCAGGAGAGUGUUUAAUUAUUACAAAAUGCCAAGAGGAAGAAGGGUGUUUGUUGUCCCUGUGUACUACUCAAAGUUACCCCUUCGCAGUGUUUUGUGUGUACUGUGUCGAGUAGGUGCUUGCUGAUUCGUCUAAAUCGUGGCUUUUUGCAUGCAGGACUGUGUGAACAGAGGUAGUUUUAAGUAACUUUUGUUACGUUUACAAAAAAACAAAACAAAAAACUAAAUGAAGCUCAGAAAAGUGUGUCAACCCCUGCCUUGCUAAAACACACAAAAAGGACACCGACAACUUCCCUGCCAGCUGACUGUUAUAUAGCACUUCAUACGUGACUGAUCUUUUUAAUUAAACAUUCUGGAACCCACAGGAACUUCGAGAGGUUUGGCAAUUUUUUUUGUCACAUCUAAUGUUUUAGGAAUCUUUCAAACAUUCCCGAAACUUGGCAACGGAGCGAUCGACAGACAUUACAGUGUUAAGAAAUGUUCAGAUGUUAGUGUAAAAACGAGAGUCUUUGGAGGUACUUACCGCUCCAAAGCUAGACUUAUUUUGAUGCUAGCGCUGUUACCAAUGAUUCCGCAUCAAAGUGAAUAGGCGUUUUCUUUUUCCCUUCUGGUCUUGUCAAGAGUGUCUGAAAUUUCAGAAACACAAGUGGGCUAGUUAGUAUUUCGUCCAGUUCCAACAAUCCAUCUGUUGAGGCCAGUGCACCUGCAAAAAAACACUGUUCUCCCAUAAUAUAUUAGCCUCAUAAAAAAAAAAUGUGGUCUCCAGCCCUCGGGAACACUGACAGCCUCAGUUUUUCCAGAACCAUGGAUGGAACCUCAAACAUUCUAGAACCUUGACGUCCUGUCACACUCUGAGAACCUCCAUGUGCUCGAACAUUGUAGAACCCCAGAACGGCCUUUGUUGCCCGCGGCAACAGCAUUUUAAAAGUUACAGCAUCUGGACGACACUCUUAGAACUUUAAAACGAGCUGCAAUUUGCAUCGCACAAUUUAAAGGCACAAUCGUAACACUGAGGAAGCUUCAAGGUCAGAGCGCGGGACGUGUAGGCGAACUUCCGUUACGUUCAAGCCAAAUUAAACGUAAAUGUCAGAGUUUUUUUUGCAGUAUACUACAGAUUAUAAAUCGAUACUGCAAAUGUAAAUAAUGUUUUUCUGGAAUAUCAAAAUGUCUGCGUUCAGAGGAAGGGCUGACCAAAAAACAGGAGGUGAUACCUUACGAGGACAGUUACAGAUUACCAAGACACUGAGGAACAGUCGACUGUACAUCAUACCAACGUUGUUUGUAUAAUUUCUCUCACUGCCAGAAGGAGGAGACAAAACAGUCCUUCAGAUUUCCUGUAAUGGUUUUCUCUUAUACUAGAACAGUGUAGCUACUAAGCUCUCAGUGGUAACUAUUAGUCAUGCUAUUUUCCUGGAGUAUCAGUGAUAUUACAGCGUGAAGUGGAGCUGGUAAAGUGGUAAAGUGGUAGCUACCUGUGUGUGCAUAUAAACAUACGUAUUCUUUCUAAGGCAGUAUUAAGAGUCGACCCUGACAAAGAGCUGGGAGGAUGUUAUUUAUUGACUAAGGUUCUUGGACAACGCAACUGUUUAUCAGAGACACAAAGUCCAAAGCAAGUUGUUUUGCACUUAAUAGCGGCAAUUAUUUACGUUUUUUGUAAUAUCAUACAGCUCCUGGUUUUUGGACCCAUCUUUGGUGCUUGUUGACUUGUCCAAGACAAACUGACAAAAAGUUUCAUGUGCAGAUGUUAAGAGCUAUGUUCAAAUGUUUGACCAGUCAUAAGACAGGAGAAGUUGAUAGUUUAGUAAUGACUUGCGUCGAGUAUGGUGCUGGGUUUGUAGCAACUCUGUGUCAAAAGGCGGCAACCAGGAUAUCGCUGCACUGGUGCACUUAGGUCGCUCUAUCUACAUAGAAUUAUUUCCGCCAUUUAUUACAUUUUGAAGAUUAAAACCAACACGAUUGGAUAUUUCAUGAACAGAUUUUAAUAUAGAACGCUUAGAGAGUUUUCUAUCCAGGCGUUAUUUAUAUCAGCAGGAGUCUGCGCUAGCAUGGCUAACGCUAAUGGGCCCAAUGGGGCUAACCAGCCAGCCUUCACAUUCCCAUACUUGCGCUUUGGUGAUGCAGUGGUGAGCAGAAAACUAUUUAGUGCCUGUAGACUGAAUACCUCGUCUUGUAUGUCAGAAUAUAAUUAAUUUAAUUAUACAAAACAAUGAUAACAAAAAAAAAAUAAGAUGGAGAGAGAAAAGUUCAUCCGAAAUGUAACGUAAAAAUGGCCACCUUCAUUUGCAACGGUUGAUGUUUUUGUCGAGUUUGUUGGCUCUUUUCUGCCGCUUAUUGAUCUGGUAAUUGUCUCGAUAUAUUAUAGUAAUUACCAUGCGACAAACAAUGAGUGGAGCUUGGACUCUUGAUUGUCUUUCAAGCUAAAUCUUGGGCUUUAAUUAUUCAUCUUAGGUACCAGGCUGUUUCAGAAAAAGUGAAAAUAUUCUUGUCAGAAGUCAAAGAGUACCGGUUGGUGUUUAAAAAUGUAUCGUGGAUUAAAUUCAGAUUGUUUUUAUCGUUUGUUAUUUUUACUUUUACUAGGUGUAUUUCCAUAUUGGUCCCAGCAUUUGAGGUGUAAGCAAUUAGAGGACACUAUAUAUUUUUUGUGUAAGGUUUGAAAAUAGGAUGGGAUGGUUGAAAAUAAUAAUAAUAAUAAUAAAACAAUGAACACUCAACAUCAGCUUUCAAUAAAACACAAAUGCAAUAAAUUGAUGCAACAAUAACGUGUAAAGUUUCAAUAAGAUGAAGAGAUGAUUGAAGGAAAUCUAUCUAUCUAUCUAUCUAUCUAUCUAUCUAUCUAUCUAUCUAUCUAUCUAUCUAUCUAUCUAUGAGCUCAGACAUCUCUUCCGUUGCCAAAGCACACGUUUGACGACAACACAAUCGCAAACGAGUCGAACUAGCAUCUCUUCUUCUCUUGUUCUGCCACAAACCAGAUUUCCUAACUAGCUGUUACAGGUUGUCGUAAAAGUCGAGGCCGUGGAGCAUCUCUGUGUUCAGUGUUUUCCUUUCUCUUCAGUUUAUCUGUGAUUUCUGCGUCUUAUUUAUUUAUUUAUUUAUUUAUUUUCCCGUGGAAAGUCUGUGAGUUGCAUGCAACUGAACCGCUUCACGUCUGCUGUUUGAGAAGGUUUUUCCCUACAAAAUGAUGUUAUUAAUAAUUAUUAUAAUAGUAACGUUAAAGGGGGAGAUAUUUAUCCUGCUGGCUCUUCUCUCGCAUUGAGCCCCAGUUAACUGCUCCUCUUCAGUUUCUGGGGUUUUAAUCUAUGGACCUCUUUAAAAUUACCAAGUGCUUGGAUUUGAAUUCUCUUGAAUGUUUUCUUUUUCUUUCUCUUGCUGAUUUGCCCCCUAUGGCGACGUGUAUUUUUAACCUCAAUGAGGGACUUUUACAGUGUUUCCCCCGUCGUUUUCCCCCCUUUGCCUCAGCGAGAGUCGGACCUCGGCCAUGUUGAGUUCAGUUCAGGAGUAUCAGACCAACGUAAUGCAGUGGCUGUCGGUUUCCUGUUUGGAUUUACUGAAACAAUUUAGGUGAUUUCUUACUAAGAUUUACAUGAGACCUGUCAAAUCCGGACCUUUAACGUUAGGCUAGAACCGAUUAGCUUAGCUAAGCAUGAAGACUUAGCUAGCUUGUUUGAAUUAGCGGUAGCCAUUAGCUGAAAGGCUAGGAUUUUAUGAAGAGCUACUGCUAGUUAGCAGGGAAGCCAUGACGCUAUGAAGAGCUAGUGUUAGCUUGGAGGCUAGGAUGCUAUGAAGGGUUACUGUAAGCUAGGGGCUAGGAAGAGCUACUAUUAGCUGGAAGGCUAGGACAAAUAACAGUCUGUAUUUGUCACUGAAAGCAGAACGUAUAUCUGAGACUAGCUAGGAAGAGCUACAACCCCACCUUUGUCAUUUUGUUCGUCCCUUUCGUCACUUUCGUUUCUCUUCUCAUUCUCCGGUUGAUCGACCAAUUACAGUUCUUUCUGUUACAAUCCAUUCCACUAUGACUAGUGCCAAUGGUGCAGGACACACCCCAAAGACUAUGAACCCUAAUGGACACCAGCAGACAGACUAAGUCUAGACCUUUGGAUUUUAGCCCUUUAAGACCUGAACAACUGCCAUGAAAAAAGUCGCGGUAUUUGAAUUAUCAUAACUCACGUGGCUAACUCAGGUUGCGCUUUCGGGGAAAAAAGCUUCCAUUAAGGUAAUGAUGACGCAAGACCGGUCAGACCCAGGAAGAGAGAGUUGUUUGGAGGAAUUUGUUGGUAAGAACAAAGUUAGUUAUACGUCUGAGAUGUGACGAAGUUCUUCCAGACAAAAGCACAACUUCCCAGUGUUCAGCCGCACUACGAGUUGUGUCAAUAGCGCAAAUUACUGUGAGUUAUGGUAAUUCAAAAACCGCGAGCUUUAACGCAUCGCAGAAUAUCCAAUUUUAAAAGGUAAAAACCAGCAGAACCUUAGGAUUGUUGGACCUUAAGAGCAUCCGGCCUUGAGAUUGUCAGAAUUUAAGACCUGCAGACCAGCAGACUUUAAGACUGUUGGACCUUUAUGCUGUCAGACCUUCAGAUCAUCAGAUCUUGAAACUAUUGAACCUUGUCUGACCUUUAAGAGUUUUGAGACCGCUGAAUCGUCAAAUCUUCAGAUCACCAGGUUCUAAGACAGUCAGUUCUUGGGUCUAAGAGUAUUUCAUGUAAAAAACCUUAAGACCGUUGGACCUUAGGAUCGUCAGAGUGUAAGAGCAUUUUACAUUAAGACAAUUUGACUUUAAGAGCAUCAGACUUUAAGCUUGUCGGACCUUGACACUGUUGAACUUUAAGUUCAUGAGAUCACUGGACUUUAAGAUCGUCUGAACCGGAAAAUAUUUGGCUUGGGAUCUUGAGACCAUCGGACCGUGACAUCAUUUGGCCUUGAGGCUCCGCUCAUCCAAUACCCACUGCUCCUGCUCUCUGAACCGACCGGCCUCAAAGAAACGUCCGCUAAGCUAAAUGGUGCUGUGCUCUAACAACAUGGCCGUGGUCUGACCCCCUGUGGCUGUGUUUCACUAUUAUAACACCGUUCGCUGUAUAAAAGAGCCGGUGGAACCCGCUGUCUCCUGGUGAGCUACGUAUGUGUGUGUAUAUGUGAAUACGUACAAAUAUAUACACAUACUCGCCUUCCUGUUUAUUAGAUUGUAUGUAUUAAUUUUGUUAUUUAUUUAUUUAUUUAUUUAUUUAUUCCUACGUCGUAUUUAUUGGUCGUGCACAUUGGACUGUCGAUACAUAUGAUGUCGAGGAGCGGAGGGAUCGUGGGGAUGUUUUUUUUUGUUUUUGUUUUUUUUCAGGAGGAGGUCGUUCAGUGGAAAUGAAAACUAUCUGUGAUACUAACUCUAACUGUUGCUCUCCUCGUUAUUGGACGAUGAUAUAAUCUAAGACCACUGUAUGUAUAACUGCUUGUUGUGAAGAUGAAAUGUAAUGACAAUAAAGAACUAACACAAUGACAA